This is a messenger RNA of Trachemys scripta elegans, 2020 nucleotides long. RefSeq names its product LIM domain binding 2 (gene LDB2). Gene Ontology annotation, biological process: nervous system development; positive regulation of transcription by RNA polymerase II; negative regulation of transcription by RNA polymerase II. The transcript has 8 exons. The record is from RefSeq and is a predicted model, not a curated record. The coding region runs from base 157 to 1278 and encodes 373 amino acids. Gene Ontology annotation, molecular function: LIM domain binding. NCBI's taxonomy places the organism in Eukaryota, Metazoa, Chordata, Testudines, Emydidae. Gene Ontology annotation, cellular component: transcription regulator complex; nucleus.
UGUGUGUGUGUGCGUCUGUCUGUGUGUAUGUGUGUGUGUGUGUCUCUGUGUGUGCCUGCCUGCUGCUACUUUGUACUGUGAAGAACACACAGCCCAUGUGCUCUGUAUGGAUGUUGAUGAUACUCUGUGUAGCUUGAUUCUCUGCAAGCAGGCAAGAUGUCCAGCACACCACAUGACCCUUUCUAUUCUUCUCCUUUUGGCCCAUUUUAUAGGAGACACUCACCAUACAUGGUGCAACCAGAGUACCGAAUCUAUGAAAUGAACAAGAGGCUGCAGUCUCGUACAGAGGAUAGUGACAACCUCUGGUGGGAUGCCUUUGCAACUGAGUUUUUUGAAGAUGAUGCAACCUUAACCCUUUCAUUUUGUUUGGAAGAUGGACCAAAGCGAUACACCAUUGGCAGGACCCUAAUUCCUCGUUAUUUUAGCACUGUCUUUGAAGGAGGUGUAACAGACCUGUAUUACAUUCUCAAGCACUCAAAAGAGUCAUACCACAACUCAUCUAUCACAGUGGACUGUGAUCAAUGCACCAUGGUCACCCAGCAUGGAAAACCCAUGUUUACCAAGGUAUGCACAGAAGGGCGUCUUAUCUUGGAGUUUACCUUUGAUGAUCUUAUGAGAAUAAAAACAUGGCACUUUACCAUUAGACAGUACAGAGAAUUAGUCCCACGCAGCAUUCUAGCCAUGCAUGCACAAGACCCUCAGGUGCUGGAGCAGCUGUCCAAAAACAUCACCCGAAUGGGUCUGACUAACUUCACCCUCAACUACCUCAGGUUGUGUGUAAUAUUGGAGCCAAUGCAAGAACUGAUGUCAAGACAUAAAACUUACAAUCUAAGUCCUCGGGACUGCCUGAAGACAUGUUUGUUUCAAAAAUGGCAGAGAAUGGUGGCACCACCAGCAGAGCCCACAAGACAACCGACAACCAAACGGAGAAAAAGGAAAAAUUCAACCAGCAGCACUUCAAACAGCAGUGCUGGGAACAAUGCAAAUAGUACCAAUAGCAAGAAAAAAACAGCAGCUGCAAACCUGAGCUUGUCAAGUCAGGUACCUGAUGUGAUGGUGGUAGGAGAACCAACGCUGAUGGGAGGAGAAUUUGGGGAUGAAGAUGAAAGGCUUAUCACUAGACUAGAGAACACACAGUAUGAUGCAGCAAAUGGCAUGGAUGACGAAGAAGACUUCAACAAUUCACCUGCAUUGGGAAAUAACAGCCCAUGGAACAGCAAACCUCCUGCUAACCAGGAGACCAAAUCUGAAAAUCCCACGCCACAAGCUUCCCAAUAGGUUAUUCUGCAGCAUUAUCCACUGUUAUGUAUGUCAGUGGAUUAUAAUUACUAUUUUACACCAUUCUUAAAAAAAAAACCUUUCCAGAUACAGUAUCUAUUUCUAAACUACAGCUAUCUGAUUGUUUUUAAUUAGAGAAAAAUCAUAUAUAAGCUUUCAUGUACCUUUCUUGGAAGCUUUCACACAUGACACGAUACUGGCACUGACCUCAAUUAAAAUAAUUGAAAAUUAAAUAGCCCCUCAUGGCAAAUUUCAAACAAAACAUUUUGUUGGAGGGGUCUUUUUUCCUCAUCAAACACAGGCCAUAUUUAACAAGUCUUCAGUGCUCAGGAUCUCGUUAACAUAACUAUGGAAAACUUUUUUAAAAUUGUAAAAUAUUUUCUGCUUUUCAACUUGCACCUACAAUUUCUUGUUUCAGAAAAAUCAGCUUUUUAAAAGUAAUUUAAAGUAACCUUAGUUCUUUCUUUAACUUUUUUUUCAUUGGUUAAUCAUUUAAAGGAUCCAGCAUUUUUAAUUUAUAUUGUAGCUGAUGCCAAUAGUCCUUCUGUCAUUUAUCAAAAGUGCUGAAACAAGAAAUGUCUUUUUUUUCAUCAAAGACAUGAAAAAUAUUUUUAUGUGGAGAAAGAUGCCCUGUCCUAUGAGAGUUUAUGCUUUGUAAAAUUGCUGUUGAUCCAGAUAUUUUAAAGCCAUGUAAUCCAUUAAUUUUGUGGGCAGCUUAAUAAAUCUAAAACUUUUGUGUUUA